AACGUAACCAACGAAACAGCCAAAAACUCCGAGGACCUGAAAUUGUGAACACAAAUACAUGAAAGAGAAAAAUAAAGGAAGGAAUGAGUGAAUUAAGCGAAAACCAAGGACUGUGAAAUGCAGAGUUAGGCUUUAAAUAGAAGGGAAGCGGAGGAGGAGGAACAGAACUCAGAAAGGCAGCAGAGAAGGAAGUGGGAGAGAUGGAGAAUGUCCUUACUAAGACUUCAUCUUCUUCAGCUGAUAGUGAUAUCACUCGAGCUCCUCCUAACUCUCUUCUCCCUCCUAAAAAGGAAGCUGGAGGAUGGAGAUCUGUAAAAUACAUUCUUGGGAACGAGUCAUUCGAGAAACUGGCUUCAAUGGGUCUUAUUGCCAACUUAACAGUGUAUCUACAAACAAGAUUCAACAUGGAUGGUAUUCAGUUGGUUAAUGUGUUCAAUAUUUGGUCUGGUUCCACCAAUGUUACACCCUUGCUUGGUGCUUUCUUAUCUGAUACAUAUCUGGGAAGGUUCCGCACUCUUAUCUGCGGUUCCACGGCGUCUUUCCUGGGCAUGGUCGUCAUGUCCCUAAUUGCAGGCAUUCCAAACUUAAGACCCCUCCACUGCACUGGAGGAUCCAAUUGCCAAAAACCCGAGUUUUGGCAGCUUGGAGUCCUCUAUUUGGGUCUUGGAUUGCUUGCCAUUGGAGCUGGAGGUGUUAGGCCUUGCAACAUUGCCUUUGGAGCUGAUCAAUUUGACACCAGAACUGAAAAGGGAAGAGCCCAACUAGAGAGCUUCUUCAACUGGUGGUAUUUCUCUUUCACGGUGUCUCUGGUGAUAGCUCUCACUGUAGUGGUCUACGUUCAGACUAAUGUGAGUUGGGUUAUAGGUUAUGGCAUACCUGCAGCCUGCUUGUUCUUCUCUAUUGUCAUUUUCUUGAUUGGAAAACACACUUACAUAAUCACAAAGCCGCAAGGAAGCGUUUUUGUUGAUAUGGCCAAAGUGAUCGUAGCAGCCUGUAAGAAGCGUGCAAUGAGUCUUGAAUCAACUCCUGAAAAUUCCUUCUAUGAUCCUCCCUGGAUUGAAUCAGAUCAGCGUGUAACAAAGCUUGCUCACACAAAUAUGUUCAAGUUCUUUGACAAAGCUGCCCUAAUUGCUGAUCCAAGCGAAUUGGAUGACAAAGGUUUGCCCAAGAAUUCUUGGAGAUUAUGUAGUGUUCAACAAGUUGAACAGCUGAAACUAGUGGUAGGACUUGUGCCAGUUUGGAUUACUGGAAUUGGAUGCUUCAUUACCAUGGACCAAAUGAAUACUUUCGGCUUGAUGCAAGCAAUUCAGUCCAACAACAAAAUCCACAAUUUUAAAAUCCCACCAGGUUGGAUGGGCCUUAGUUCAAUGAUUUGCCUUUCAACAUGGAUAUUCAUUUACGAGCAAAUUUACCUGCCUUUCGCAAAGAAAAGGUCAAAAAAGAAUGUUAGAUUGACAAUGAGACAGAGAAUCAACACUGGUAUUGUAAUGGCAAUCCUAUGCAUGGUGGUGGCUGGAAUUGUUGAGAAGAACCGCCGGGAGACAGCUUUGAAACAGGGAUCUUUACUGUCACCUCAAAGUAUUCUACUGCUGCUGCCACAGUUUUCCUUGUCGGGUCUGAACGAAGGAUUUGCUGCUGUUGCUGUUAUGGAAUACUAUACCAACCAUUUGCCAGAGAGCAUGAGGACUCUUGCCGGGGCCAUCUUCUUUCUCAGCUUCUCUGCAUCCAGCUACCUCAACACGGUUAUUGUCAAUGUAGUCCACCAUGUGACUGCUAAACUUGGGAAAACACCGUGGUUGGGUGGACGUGACCUCAAUAAAGUUAAACUCGACAACUUCUACUACCUUAUUGCUGGUUUAGCAUUAUUAAAUCUUCUGUAUUUCAACCUCUUUUCAUGCCGCUAUUUGGAGAAGAAUGCUGAUAAAAGACCUGGAUCUAGGCACGAGGACAAGGGGUUAGAGAUGAAUGAAAAUGUUUAACGACAUAAACUCUCUGAUUUUGCUGCAAAGUCUCGAUUCCUUUUUGGUAUCAUGCACCAAUCGCCAGAGUCUUGAGUUGUAUCUAUAGGGUGUUUCGUUACCUUGCCUCUGCAAGGUCUUUCUUCUUCUUCUUCUUCUUCUUCAGUUGAGUUAACGUGUCAUUUUCUUUUUGCAAUUUGAAAUGAAGGUAUGAAUUUAGCUUUUAAGCUCUCAAA
Molecule: messenger RNA, 2194 nt
Organism: Populus trichocarpa (black cottonwood)
Lineage: Eukaryota; Viridiplantae; Streptophyta; Magnoliopsida; Malpighiales; Salicaceae
Product: protein NRT1/ PTR FAMILY 2.8
Exons: 3
Coding region: 201-1979 (592 amino acids)
Biological process (GO): transmembrane transport
Cellular component (GO): plasma membrane
Molecular function (GO): transmembrane transporter activity
Source: RefSeq, a predicted model, not a curated record